Molecule: messenger RNA, 2175 nt
Organism: Metarhizium brunneum ARSEF 3297
Lineage: Eukaryota; Fungi; Ascomycota; Sordariomycetes; Hypocreales; Clavicipitaceae
Biological process (GO): positive regulation of transcription by RNA polymerase II
Cellular component (GO): nucleus
Molecular function (GO): transcription cis-regulatory region binding; protein binding
Source: RefSeq, a predicted model, not a curated record
AUGACCAACUUGAGGCCGUCACCGCCCAAGCUGGCGAUACCAGCCUCGCACGGCUCGCCGUCUGCAGUUAGUGCUACAAUACAGACAGGACGUCCCUCCAUGUGGAGUAAAUCUGCCCAGAGGAAGAUGACGCGCCUUUAUGUGUAUACCACACUACCAUUGGCCAAGAUUGUCGCUUUGGUUCAUUCUCACACGCCUGGGACGGCGCCUGGUCGUGAGUCGGGCCACAAGAAACUCAACAUCCUCCUAGACAAGGAGCCACGAUGGUUACACCCAAAGACUGAUGAAGAUAUGGACCGUCGCAUAACUGAACUGGCCAACUCUCCCACCAGACUCAAGUCGGCUGAAUAUGCUGCCUUUGGCCCUUCGCGAUCCAUCUCCGACAAUUUGUCGAUAUCCCCCAGCCCUCAGAGACUCGAGACGGAAGACAGCGUGAGCCCAGCGCCUUUUGAUGUCUCGCCUCUGCAUCGACCGGCCGCGGCUUUUGCCUCACACCAGCCAGCAGAUGGAGCCUUGAACUUUUGGGUUUCCCCUGGCGCUCGGUCCUCCAUGGCAAUGUCACCAGCUGAAGAUGCAGCCGAUCCACCGCAUUUCGCAAAGUUCCUCCGCCAGACGACAUGCCUCUCUAACGCCACCAGCAAUACUACUGGUUCGUUCCAACGCGUUCUCUCCGAUUUCUCAGAACCUUACGUGCAGACUGUCAAGAGGCUCGUGAAACGAUUUACGGCUCCAAUGGGUAGUCGGCCCGGCUUGUCGCCUUACUCAGAAGGCAGUUCUGCCAUUGAAACCUGGGCUGAUGAGGAGGAUUGCCCUCCGGAGUUCGAUGGUCGGCCCUUUCCUAUACCAAGCGAUUUCCUAAAUCUGGACGAGUACCAGAGCACGGGAGUGUGCUACUCUACCCAUGAUGUUCAUGAUAGACGCCGAUGUCUUUGUUUCAUGCCUCUGGAUACUUGUGUGCUUCCUUGGGUGACUCGUCAAGGGCUCACACCUGUUGGGCAGCGACUACUGUCCAACGGACCGAGAGAGCAGGAUUUUGGCCCCAGUGAUUCUUUUGGUAACACCGUCUUGCACUUUCUAGCCGCCAGGGGUUCCUACGAGUUGGUUGAGCGUUCCUUGAGGAGUGACUUGUGCAAGUCCCGGAUUGCAGCGAAGAACUCUGCCGGCCAAACGUUCCUUCACGUUCUAAAUGCAUCGAUUCUUAGAAAUCCGGACCAUGUCGAACAUCUGUUGGACAUCGUCACAGCAAGAGGCUAUGACAUUCAUAUGAGGGAUCAUUACGGUCGUAGCUUCUUCCAUUUACUUCAAGCUGGAGGCCACCCAAAAGAGCUUAUCCAGCGUGUCUCACGGCGUUGCGACGGCAACUUCCACAUGGCAAGAGAUGCGUUCGGCUUCACUCCUGCCAGAAAUAGCUCAACCAUGAUGGAACUUGACGAACCAAAUUUCGUCGGGCUUCAAGACUCGUUUGGUCCAGCGGCCUUUACCGACGCAGGGCUUACAAAAGAAAGCAAGCUCCUGGAAAAUGUCCGCAAGGCAAUGCUGAAUCCUUAUCUGCAGGACGAAGAGGGCCGCAAUGGCUUGCAUUGCCUGGCCAUGGCUACUUUGAGUGAGGCUUCUGUGGUCAAUAAGUACCAUCUACAAUCAUCCCAGAGAGACAAGGUCACCAAAAAAGGAGCAAAGCCCGAAAGGGAACUCGAUUCUAGCUCGUCCAAGCUCGGGCUUCGCCUAGGGCUUCUCUCGGGGUUGUUGGACGCUGGCGUUGACCCUAACCAGCACGACAACAACGGCAACACGCCACUGAUGACGUUUGUAGCCGAGCUGCCCGAGGAGGAUGACUACAAGAUUCCGCCUAGAAUCUUGCAGCUGUUAAUCGCCAGGGGGGCGAAUAUCCAUGCCAGAAACAGGCGUGGGGAAACAGCGUUACACAUUGCCGUGCGGUGUGGAAGGAAGCUGGCGAUGAGGGCGUUGUUUGAGAAGGGGGCCAACGUCCACGCCAGAGACUCGGCAGGGAGAAGCCUGCUGGAUGUUGCGGAUGUUAAAAUGCUGCACUGCGACAGCGACGAACACAUGCGCGAGUAUGCCCACUACGAGGCCUGCAGGGCUUGGUUGAGUGGGAAAGGUUUGGCGCUGCAGGGGCCAAGUGUUCUUGAUGAAUGGGGCGGGGGGGUUCGUGCCUAA